Sinocyclocheilus anshuiensis is the source of this 2948-nucleotide messenger RNA. Its product is annotated as transmembrane protein 180-like. The record is from RefSeq and is a predicted model, not a curated record. Bases 227 to 1741 code for a protein of 504 amino acids. The transcript is spliced from 9 exons. Lineage: Eukaryota; Metazoa; Chordata; Actinopteri; Cypriniformes; Cyprinidae.
GUGAUGAGGAGGAGGAGGAGGGAAGACUUCCUCGUCCUACACAUGACAUGUUUCGAUACAACUGUGAAACCUAGAAACGUUUACAGCGCCUGUCUUGAUCAUCAGGUGAUUGCAGCUUUGAUAUCAGCUUCACAUGGGGUGGAUAGAGAGAUGAGCCCACCCGGCCCGGCCUGUGGGACGUGUAGAGCGCUGCUUGGGCAGGAAGAGCGGAGAGAAGUAGCAAAGGAUGGGAAGGAGGGUAUGGGGCCUCUGCCAGUGCGUCUCAACGGCUGUGCUUUAUGGCUCCCUGGCUCUGUUCGUCUCCAUUCUCCACAAUGUCUUCUUACUGUAUUAUGUGGAGACCUUUGUGUCUGUUUACAAGAUUGACAAGUUGUCGUUUUGGGUGGGAGAGACUGUGUUUCUAAUAUGGAAUAGCCUGAACGACCCUCUUUUUGGCUGGCUGAGUGACCGCUCAUUCCUGGGCUCUCCUCAGUCUGGGUCCCAGAUCACGUCGCCUGAGGUGGUCCUGAAGCGUCUGCAGGCACUCUCCCGCAGCGGGCCUCUCUUUGCCCUCUCGUUCCUGGCCUUCUGGGUUGCCUGGACCUGGCCUGGACUGCAGUUUCUCAUCUGCCUGUGCCUUUACGAUGGCUUCCUCACGGUGGUCGACCUCAACCACAACGCCCUCCUGGCCGACCUGGCCGUGUCUGCACAUGACCGCACGCGCCUCAACUUCCACAGUUCCUUGUUCAGUGCGAUGGGCUCGCUGUCCGUCUUCCUCUCUUACUCCUUCUGGAACAAGGAAAACUUCUACUCCUUCAGAAUCUUCUGCGUGACUCUAGCCACUCUCUCAAUGCUAGGCUUUUUUGUGGUUUCACGUCUCCUGCAGCACCGCUUUCAGAACGAAGUCCAGCUACGCAAGAACGAGAGCCAAGCACUCACUGAACUGAGUGUCGGUCAGGCUCCUUUUACCUCACCCGAGAAGCCAGUCACUCUUGGGGAAUAUCUAAAGCAGCUGUCACGCCACAAGAACUUUAUGUGGUUUGCUUCUAUGAACCUUGUACAGGUAUUCCACUGCCAUUUCAACAGCAAUUUCUUUCCUCUGUUUUUGGAGCACCUCCUGUCAGACCACAUCUCUGCCUCAACCGGAUCCUUCCUGCUGGGCAUUUCUUACAUUGCACCUCAUCUGAACAAUCUCUACUUUUUGACGCUGUGCCGAAGACUGGGUGUCUAUCAGGUUGUCCGCGGGCUCUUCCUCCUGAAGUUGGGCCUCAGUGUGGUCAUGCUCUUAGCCGGGGCGGACCACGUCUACCUGCUCUGCAUCUUUAUUGCUAGUAAUCGCGUCUUCACUGAGGGCACUUGUAAACUUCUGAACCUGGUGAUCACAGACUUAGUGGAUGAGGACUUUGUGUUGAACCGCCGACAACAAGCAGCUUCUGCCCUGCUCUUUGGGAUGGUUGCCUUGGUAACCAAGCCUGGCCAGACCUUUGCCCCUCUUAUUGGUACCUGGCUGCUGUGUCUCUACACAGGAUAUGACAUCUUUGAGAGAAACUCAAUGGCAGAAGCACCGAUUGCCGCUCCUGCGGUCCCUGUGCCACUGCGUCAGGGUUGUUUUUACCUGCUGGUGUUCGUGCCCAUUUCCUGUGCCCUUCUGCAGCUGCUGGCGUGGUCUCGCUUCACUCUGCAUGGGCAAAGACUACGAAACAUCAAGACUCUAAGGCAAGGUGCCCAACAUAGCCACCUCAUUGAUGUCAAGGCUAUCUAAUGUUCUUGUAUGCAUGGGAAGAGGAAAGAAAGAUGAGUCGUGGACAUUCCCCAAGACCAGGCGUGCUGCCAACAGACCCUGAAUGGAGAAUGGUGACGUCAAAUACUGCAAGAGACACUUAAGACAGAAUGUAUGGUCCCAUAUAAUUGAAACCUGCCUUAAUUUGCUAUGUUUGCUAAAUGUUAGGUAUUUAUAAUGAGUAUGUGACCAAAAAUGAAUGGACAGUUAAACCAAUCUAGUGGUUUGGGACCAUAUUGAACAGUACUGCCCCCAAACCUCCUGUUCUGACGUUUCAGUGUAUAGUUAUAUGGGUUUAUAAUCAAGCCAAAUCCAAUCACAUCUCCCUUGCCUGUGUGUUUUAACUUUAUGUGAAAAAAUACACUGUGUUCUGAGAAAGGGCAUGUUUACUGUAAGUUCAACAGCAUUCCAGGGAUACAUGAUAUGGAAUUGCAUGCAUAUCAGUGGUGUUUUCUUUUAUACUGUCAGGACUUACAUUGUCUUUGUAAUUCAGCCAAAUGUUGAAGCUGUUUUGUGGCCAGUAACAUCUGUUUUAUAUAACUUUUUGAAAUUCAUUCAGUUACUCAUUGCUAUCGAUGAUUAUUAUUACUGAAAAUGUAUGAAUAUUACAGUUCACAUGAACGUAAAUGCAGACUGUGUGUUGUACUAGCAUGUAUAACAAACUUAUUUUUGUACCAAAUGUCCAAUUUGACUUUAUUUUUGUGUUUUAGAGGCAGAGUUGUCAAGAUGGUAAUUAAUUCCUUGGCCAGUCUGAUGUUAAAAUACAAAUUGACUUCUCAAAGUUAUAGAAAUAGUUUUGUACAAGAGUUUUCCAAAUUAAAAUUUGUAUUGCCAAAUUUAUAUUCUUAACUUGUAGUAAAAACACCAUUUUUGACACAUUCGUGAAAUUGCAUUUCCUGUAUGAUCAUUGCAAAAAAAUUAAUUAAGAAGAAAUGUCUUAAUAUUUUAGGCUUUAAAUGGUUAGUUUUUUACUGGUUGUCAACUACUGGUUGGGGCACAAUGAGCAUCUGAUAUUUUAUUCAUAUUUCAUGGUUAUUUAUUGUAGGAAACAUUUCAGUUAUGUUAGAAAAUGUUCAAGCUUUUACACAAAUGUGUCAGAGGCUGAGCUGUGGCUUAGGAUGUAUGAGUCAUUUUAGUGCUUUUGCCCAUUGUUCAAAUAAUUUUGUUUGCAAAUAAAUGUUUUAUAAUA